Messenger RNA from Zeugodacus cucurbitae (melon fly), 1149 nucleotides. RefSeq names its product replication factor C subunit 2 (gene RfC4). Gene Ontology annotation, biological process: DNA-templated DNA replication; DNA repair. The coding region runs from base 124 to 1119 and encodes 331 amino acids. Gene Ontology annotation, molecular function: ATP hydrolysis activity; DNA binding; ATP binding. The record is from RefSeq and is a predicted model, not a curated record. Lineage: Eukaryota; Metazoa; Arthropoda; Insecta; Diptera; Tephritidae. Gene Ontology annotation, cellular component: nucleus; DNA replication factor C complex. The transcript has 2 exons.
GAUAAACAUUAAUAAACCAUUCUCAAGUGGGAACAUUUGGUUGAGAUUAGCGGUUUUAUAUUAAAUAAAUUCUGAUCAUAAACAUAUUUUCGAGUGAUUUAUUAUAAUUUUUUGUUAUAAAGUAUGCCUGAAGAAAUAGAGUUAAAUAUCGAGAUUUUAAAACGUCGUAAUUUACCAUGGAUAGAGAAAUACCGUCCCACGAAGUUCGAGGAGAUUGUUGGAAAUGAAGAUACUAUUGCUCGGCUUUCUGUGUUUGCAACCCAGGGGAAUGCUCCAAAUAUAAUAAUCGCCGGCCCUCCUGGCGUAGGGAAGACAACGACCAUUCAAUGUCUAGCUCGCAUAUUGCUAGGAGACAGCUACAAAGAAGCUGUCCUUGAACUAAAUGCCUCAAACGAACGUGGAAUUGACGUAGUUCGUAACAAAAUAAAAAUGUUUGCACAAAAGAAAGUAACUUUACCAAAAGGCAGGCAUAAAAUUGUUAUAUUGGACGAAGCUGAUAGUAUGACUGAAGGAGCCCAACAAGCCCUCCGUCGAACAAUGGAGAUUUAUAGUAAUACAACAAGAUUUGCUUUAGCUUGUAAUACAAGCGAGAAAAUAAUUGAACCAAUUCAAUCUCGUUGUGCUAUGCUUCGUUUCACUAAGCUCUCAGAUGGUCAAGUACUAGCUAAAUUAAUUGAACUCUGUCAACGUGAACAGCUCUCAUAUGAAGAAGACGGAUUAGAGGCAAUUGUUUUUACAGCACAAGGAGACAUGAGGCAAGCGUUGAAUAAUUUGCAAUCGACUGCCCAAGGAUUCGAUACGAUAACUGGUGCUAAUGUGUUUAAAGUUUGUGACGAACCUCAUCCUAUGCUUAUACAAGACAUGCUGCAGCAUUGUACUCAAAACGAUAUACACAAAGCAUACAAAAUUCUAACUAAGUUAUGGCGCCUUGGCUAUGCCGCCGAAGAUAUAAUAGGGAAUAUAUUUAGGGUAUGUAAGCGUCUAAACGUGGAUGAAAAUAUUAAACUUAAUUUUAUUAAAGAAAUUGGUGUGACCCAUAUGAAAGUAGUUGAUGGAUUAAAUUCUUUCCUUCAGCUCACAAGCCUUUUGGCUAAAUUGUGCGAUAUUGCUGAAAAAUAAUAAAAUAAAUAGAUAACCAAGAACUUUGUU